GGCAGAGACGAAGCUUCAAAUUGAUCGUGAACGACUUUCCUGAUUUACUUCCGGACAAGACGAAAACAUCAGAACUUUCAUUGUAUUAACUUUAAACUCUUUUCCAUGAAUCCAGACGGAUAGUAGACCAUUUAUUCUUCAAAAUGAGUAAUCAAAGUGAGCUGACCAAACUAAGUGAUGAAAGUCUGGCCAAACCUCCUGAUGAAGUAUUUGAUAUUAUUUGUAAAAUAGGAAGAGGGUCCUAUGGAAGUGUGUAUAAAGCCCUCCAUAAAGAAUCAGGUCAGGUUCUGGCCAUCAAACAGGUUCCAGUGGAUACUGAUCUACAGGAAAUCAUUAAAGAAAUAUCCAUCAUGCAACAGUGUGAUAGUCCAUACAUAGUUAAAUAUUAUGGAAGUUACUUCAAAAACACAGACUUAUGGAUCGUAAUGGAAUAUUGUGGGGCAGGUUCUGUAUCAGAUAUAAUGAGAUUACGCAAUAAAACUUUAACAGAAGAUGAGAUAGCUACGCUGAUGUUGGACACAUUACAUGGUUUAAACUAUCUGCAUUCCAGACGAAAAAUUCACCGGGAUAUAAAAGCGGGAAAUAUAUUGCUCAAUACUGUGGGGCAUGCCAAGUUGGCGGACUUUGGUGUGGCAGGUCAAUUAACAGAUACAAUGGCCAAAAGAAAUACUGUGAUAGGCACUCCAUAUUGGAUGGCCCCAGAGGUUAUACAGGAGAUAGGAUAUGACUGUGUAGCAGAUAUAUGGAGUUUAGGUAUAACAGCAUUAGAAAUGGCAGAAGGGAAACCCCCAUAUGGAGAUAUACAUCCUAUGAGAGCUAUAUUUAUGAUACCCACCAAGCCACCACCAUCUUUCAGGAACCCAGAUAAAUGGUCAACAGAAUUUAUAGAUUUUGUAUCUAAAUGUCUUGUAAAGAAACCAGAACUCAGAACUACAGCAGAGGAACUCAUGGAGCAUGAGUUUGUAAAGUCAGCAAAUCCCAGAACAACGUUGCAAAAGAUGAUACAAGAGGCUAGAGAAAUACUAGAAAUGCAGGCAGGCAUAACGACAAAUGGAGAUGAUUCAGAGGGAGAAGAUGAAUUAGAGGGUGGUGGUACAAUGGUCAGAGGUGACAACAAUACAAUGAAGUCUCAAGGUUCCAGUACUAAUGGCACAGUAGGGACCCUGGUUGAGUCAGAACUGGGUACCAUGGUGAUAAAUGAAGACAGCGAAGAUGAUGGAACAAUGAAACGUCAUGGGACAGCCACUGCUGGUAAGGACGAAUACCGUCCAUCAUACCUUGACCAUUUUGAGAAGAACGAUAAAGAAAAACCUGCAGCUAAACCAACACAACAACCUCAGCAAGUAGCACCACCAUCAAUGUCACCGAAAACAGCCACACCCCCUCAUCACUUCCAAAGGUCUUUCAUUGAUGGCGAUUUUGAAUUUUUAAGAAACUUACAGUAUGAAGAAUUAGAGGCCAGGUUAGCUGACCUUGACCCUGAAAUGGAGAGAGAGAUUGACGAACUCCGAGCCAGAUAUCAAGCCAAGCGACAACCAAUUUUAGAGGCUAUAGACGCUAAGAAAAAUAGGCAAAAAUUCAUAUAAAUUAAACUUUUGACAGUUUGAUUCUGUACAUAUUAUACAUGUGAUAAAAGAUGAAAGAGUAUUUGAUUUUGAAAUGUAGUAAAAAUCAGCACAGUGCAAUUUUAUAGAAAAAAUAAUUCUAUACCAAUUGAAUUUAUUACAUACAAGGUAAUAGAUGUUCUAAUAAAAGUAGAAUGAAAAGGCCAGAUUAAUAAAAGUAGAAUGAAAAGGCCAGAUAAAUAAAAGAAAAAUAUAUUUAUACGUUUUACCUAAGGACAACAGCUCUUGCACAAACGGGAGACAAUUUCACAAAUGGUUUAGUUCUGUAUGUCAUAUUUUUGAAAAUUGUGUUUACAAAUAAAUGAAAAUAGCAUAUGCCAGGGACAAUCACAAAAGUUCAAAGGUUAUCUAUAAAUAUGCAAUCCAUCAGUCUUCCUUAUGAAUAAAUCUUUGAUGUGUCGAUCUCUUACAGUUAUAAAGUAUAGAUGUGAAACAUGUGAAUUUGCUGUUUUUAGUUUUUUGUCAUUUUGUCAAAUUGCGCUUGCUUUUUCUAUAGAUACAAGUUACCUUAAGUAUCUUACAUAUUCUUCUGGUUUAUAUUAUCACAGGAUUCACAGCUAAGGUCAUUAGAAAGUUGAAAAUAUGGGCAUGCAUAUCUUAUAAAUACACCAAUAUCAUGCUCCAGGAUUUUACUUCAACUCGCUUCUUUUUUGUGCAGGUAAACUUUAAAGACGUUUGAAAAAAAUUUCACUUUUAGUCUGUGAUGUCAAAUAUUUUUUGUUCUGAGGCUUGAAAAUAGGGAAAAUAUUUUACAUCUCAACAACAGACAAAAUUGAGAUUGGUUUAUACAUCUAAACUUCUUGCAAAACUAGAAGAUCUGUGCAUUGCAUUGGCAUACAAUUUCCAGCACAGACUUUAAAGAUAUACAGACUGAGGAUGAUGCAGUGUAAUUUUGUUAAUUUUAUGGUGUCAGUAAGCAAGUUUAGUCAGCAUUUGCAUAAACAGCCUAUCACCUACGUGUGAAUUUUAGGCUUAACUGUUUGGCCAACAAGGCAAUCAUCUAUUCAGUGUAUAAGCAUAUGUCAGUAGCUCAUCAAAAAUUAGUUUACCAUGGGUAUUCUAGUUUCUUUUACCAAUAAAAAUGACUGCCAUGAAAAUAACCCCAUAAAAUUUAUGAACAAUGUGAGUUAGGUGUCUUUUAUUAAACAUACUUUGUCUCAUUGGCACUCAUACCACAUCUUCUUAUAUCUAUUGAUGAAAAUAAAAUGAAAAAAUACGGAUCAUAGUCCUAAAAAGAUAUGAAUACAUCGGUUUCAUGGUUUAUGAUAUGUAUUUCUGCUGUGUCAACAAAAUCCUCUAGGCAAAUGGCAAUAAUCUUAAAUAUUUUGCAAAUAAGUAUUUUGAAUAUCAAAUUAUAGCAAUACAUUGUAAAAUAAUUUAACCAAUGUUAAAAUCUUUUCUAUUUGGAUGAAGUGUUAACAUGAGUUUUCCACUACAUUUUGAUUUGUAUGUUUUUUCUAUGUACAUUUUCUAUAUAUUAUUUUUACUUUUUCUAAAAUCUGUUUGAAAAAAUUCUGAGUUUCCCUUGCUGUUUUGCAGUGACAUUUUGAAGUCGAAAAAAUAAGCGUAUAAAAGUUUGUCUAGUCAAAUUAUUGUCAUGACGACUUCAUCUGUUGUUAGAUCAUCAUGUUUAAAAGUUGUUAUUUGAAAAAAUUUGCAUUUAUUGUUAUUUUUUACUUGUAAAAUGCUGAGCAUUUAAGAUUUGAAAUUGUGGGUUUAAAUAAAUAUAUGUUCUGUUAUGUUUCCCUAUGUAAACAGGAUGUGAUUUGUGUGGUUUUCAGACCCUUUUUAGUUUAAUUAGAAAAUAUAUAUCUUGUGUCUAGUCAAAGCAUAAUAUUUAAGUAAACUUACCGGAGAUCUGAAAUGAUUACAUUGUUAGAUUGUGUAAAAAAUAUGAGCAGGAUUUUAAUUUCCUUUUACAAUAAAAGUUAUGAUAUGUAGGUUUUUUCAGACUUUUGAAAUUUUUUAACUGUUUACAUGGAUUCUUAUUUUGCAUACUAGACAGUCCUUUCCUGAUUGAUACACUGGAAGAAAGAAUGAUAUCAGGUCAAGUGGACAAUUGCGGUAUUAAAGUAAAAGUCCAUUAGGUGAUUUGCUGUUUCAGAAUCUGAAAGGACUAUGAGUAAUUUCAUUAUUUGAACCCAAAUGAAAAUGACAUCAGUCAUUGGUUGAAUUUCCAUUGUUUUGUAUGUUUUUAACCAAUCACAACAUUUUUGUGUCUGCAUUUGAAAAUAUUACCCGGAAUGCAUUAGAUUCUGAAAUGACCAAUUGGCAACUGUGUAAUACUAAAUUGGAAAAUGAGGAGGGGUUCUUAAUAAGAAAUGUAUUAAUGAAAACUGGAAAUACAAAGCCAUAUUUUUUUUUUAAAUAAACAUUUGUACAUUCAAUAAAGAUUUGGUGUAUAAAUAUUAUUUUAUCUAUUAUUUUAUUAUGUAAAUACCAAUGUAUAUCUGUGUCAUUUUACUUCUUGGUAUCAUUUGUCAUAUGACUGUUGGAAAAAACACUUGAAUGAUUGUGAUUUUAAAUAUGUAAAUUAGAAACCAAGAAAAUAUUUUUUAGUUCUAACAUUUAUUAUUUUGGGAUUGUUUAUUAAUGUUUUGUUUUUAUUGUGUCAUAGAUAAUGAUUAAAUCAUUUAUUGUCUUAGCCAUUUCUGAGAAAUACAUAAACAAAAUCAGGAAUUAGUAGAUUUUUUUCUUACAAAAAUCACAUGAUUACUUCUUGUUGUCAGUUCCAGGGAUGGAUUCUGGUGGGGGAGAGUAAAUGAUAUUGGCUCAGCUAAAAUUCCCAAAAAUACCAUUGUUUUGACAUUUUUUAAUGUAAUGUCACUUAUUCCCCUUUCAGCACAAAUAAAGAAAGCAAAUUUAUUUUUUAAAGAUGAAACUGUGAAAAAAGUACCCUGUGCAAUAAGAUUGAUCUUCAAGGGAGGUCUGAUUUAAACACAAAAAAUGAGGUAAAAAAUAAAGCCUUGCUAGAUUUUGAAAAAAAAAUGACUGUAAUGUUAUGAAAAAAAGGGUAUAUUUAUGUUGUUUAUGGUUAAUUGUGUCUUCAAUUAAGAGACCAUUUUACUCUUAAGUCUAUGUCAAGAUCUCUUUUUAGACAAAAAGUAAGAAAAUUGUUGCAUUCUCCGUGUAUAGUUUUUGAUUUGAGUAUAAUUUUCAGGAUUACGCUGAAUAUUUCUGACUAUUAUUGUUGAUAACAGAUUGUAUCUAUGUAGAGUACAUGUAUUUAUCACUCAUGAAGUUUUCAUGACCAUAUCAUUUUUUAAAUAAAAUUGAUGCAAUAUUUUCCCAAA
Molecule: messenger RNA, 4918 nt
Organism: Mytilus californianus (California mussel)
Lineage: Eukaryota; Metazoa; Mollusca; Bivalvia; Mytilida; Mytilidae
Product: serine/threonine-protein kinase 3-like
Exons: 13
Coding region: 144-1586 (480 amino acids)
Biological process (GO): intracellular signal transduction; protein phosphorylation; regulation of MAPK cascade
Cellular component (GO): cytoplasm
Molecular function (GO): protein serine/threonine kinase activity; ATP binding
Source: RefSeq, a predicted model, not a curated record